AGUAGAGUUGUCAAAAUUUCAAAAUAAUCGAAAUUAAUCCAGACAAAUUGGGUGAAUACCACAUCCAAUUCUCUGUAAAAUGUCCAGACCACCGGCUGUUAGGGAGCGAAAGCCUGGGAUUGGGAGUAACCCCAAGUUGGGAUUUGAGGCCAGGAGGAUUUCGACUUCAAAGACUUCGGAUAGCGAGCCGAGUGGUUCGAGGAAAUAUCUGAAAAGUGGUCAAACUGUAAGGGUUCCUAUUGAAACUCAAGGAAGAAAUAGUAGCCUUCCGGAUUCUGGCUACGAUGCGGGUCUGGAUACCGAUGAUGCCAACGAUUACGACCCAGAUGAGAUGGCAAUCAAGCAUUCGAGGGAUCGCAGGCGCGCUAACUCUUUCGUUUACCCAGAACCGAUUCCAUCAAAUCGACUUGGUGGAUUUUUACGCGUCCUGGCUCGCAGUUUGCAUCAUUGUUCGAUGAGGAUUGCCGCCGGUUUUGGUUUGAGCCGCCAACAGGCCGGCUGGUACAAGAACUGCUGGAACACAAGACCGGACUCCCAGCCCAAGGGAAUCAAUCUGCUGUGUAGUCACAAGAAAAUUGAAGAACACUCUGCGCCAAAUUUGAAUUCAAACACAGAAACAGAACCACGAAAAAUUGGCAGUUCCACAACUCUUUGAGGUGAGUUGUUGUGUUUGGAGAAUGCAAAUUAGUGAAUACCGAGGCAGAGAUCAAGUUCAUUGGGUCUGGGUCAACUGCUCGGACACGAUGGCUUGUCGUCUAACGGAGAUCGGAGAUCACAACAAGUUGACUGACCUCUAACUGGAACGGUAACACAUCAAUCCGGAAGUUAUCUAUUCUGCAGAUGAUCCGCGGAUACUUCCGCUAGCCAUUGACCCAGUUUCUCCUUUGGAUUUUUGAUUAUUUCGAUUUUGGCAGACUCCGUUUGCCAAUGUCUGCAUAUGUGCUUGGGUUUAUUGCGUUUUUGGCCGAGAAAUCGCCAAAGAUAUGCGUGUGCAUAGACAUGUGUCUAGGGCAAAUCCGGCCACCUGCGAAUCGUGGCGAAAUUGCACUCGGUCACGUAGACAUCGGGCCUCCAUUUCGAUUACCCUUUUUUGCUUCAUAUUUUGCUUCAUAUUUUGCUUCAUAUUUUUGCGGGCGUGGCAAAAGGUGAUUAACAAAACGAGUCAGAACUUGGCAAUCGAAUUAAUGCGACUUGUUGGUACUGUUUUUAAUAAAAGCAUAUUGUGAUUUUGAAAGCUUUUUUUUUGUCUAUUAAUAAAAA
Molecule: messenger RNA, 1260 nt
Organism: Drosophila gunungcola (fruit fly)
Lineage: Eukaryota; Metazoa; Arthropoda; Insecta; Diptera; Drosophilidae
Exons: 2
Coding region: 80-655 (191 amino acids)
Source: RefSeq, a predicted model, not a curated record